AUGCCUCUAACAGCGAAACCCUCCUGUCGACUUUGCUCACCGACCCAUUUGCACCUUACUAACAGAGCUUCACGAGGAAGAUAUUUUCCUUCCCAGGUCCCCUGUUCGGGCGAUUCGGACAACCUGUCGGACGGGGCGACUUUUAUAGGUCCUGGUCCCGUCCGGGUGGGCCUGUCGUUAGACCAGAUCCCGAGCUCCAACCGGACGGGUGCAAGUUUCUUUCUCAGGACCCAGCGAGGUGCAGCGUGGUGUUGUUCCGUGGCUGGCUCACCGACAAGUCUUUCCGGCUUUGAUGCAUCGAGAAACAGAAUCACAUUAGGUGGGCAAUGA
Molecule: messenger RNA, 330 nt
Organism: Colletotrichum orchidophilum
Lineage: Eukaryota; Fungi; Ascomycota; Sordariomycetes; Glomerellales; Glomerellaceae
Exons: 1
Coding region: 1-330 (109 amino acids)
Source: RefSeq, a predicted model, not a curated record